Caenorhabditis auriculariae is the source of this 6462-nucleotide messenger RNA. The record is from the annotation of a GenBank genome assembly. NCBI's taxonomy places the organism in Eukaryota, Metazoa, Nematoda, Chromadorea, Rhabditida, Rhabditidae.
AUUACAUAGCCUCGAUGAAGAAACAGCUGAAAGAAAUGCAGAAAGACGCGGAAAAUAUUCCAAAGUUUCAUCCGGCUUGGAAGGAAACAACUCCCUAUUCGCAAUUGAAAGAUCAGGUACCAAUUUUAUCAUGUGAAUAAUAUUAAGUUUAUACAUAGUCUUACUAGGGAAAGUUUUUACUUUUACUUAAUUUGCGUAUUUCGCACACUUUGAAGCUCCCUAACUCGGAAACAAGAUCUAUUGCGAGAAAUUUUUUUCUUGAUCUGCAAUCAGAGGGUCCUAGAGUACACUUUAGCAAAGUUUCAGCAAAAGUUCAACCGGGGGGUAAAAAACGUUCCCUGGUUAGGGAAAACUUUGAGUUUUAUAUUCAUGAUCAAAAAAAAUCACUAUUCUCAGAGUCAUUUCAUCGGCUGUUAUGCAGCAUUUUUUGUUGUUUUUGCCUUUUCCCCUAUUUCUCGAGCCUUCAAAACCCCAGAAAAAAGGAAGGCUCGAUAAAGGGACUUUUUUUACUGCCUUUCUGCGGCCUUUUUAAAGCACCUCCCCUUUUGCGGCCAUUAUCCACCAUUUCGACUUUUCCCGAGCUGGCCAGUUUCUAAAUAACUCCAAACCGUAAAAUGACCUUCUUCGUGAGGAUGUUCAUCUAAUUUUAAUUUUUAACCUUUUUCAAUUUUUGAUUAUGAAAAAAAAAUUCAGAAAAUUGAUUGAUGUCGUUUUUCAGAAGCCGUUGCACAAGGAUAUGCAGUGGAUUAGCCGGGUUUUGAAUCAUGCGGACCAGAUCCUCGAAGAGAACUUACGAGAAAGAGAAAAAGUACAGAGGAAAAUCCAAGGCCUAGCCGAUGAAAUGGAAUUAUCGUUGCAAGACGAACGCGCGAUUUACGAAAAAUAUAUCAGAAAACUCGAGAAAAAGCUAUGCUGGAAUAGCAAGGUUCACCUUAGCCAUUGCGUAACAUGCGAACUUACGAAUAAUGAUAUCGAGACAAGACGCCUCAUACACAAUGACGAGGUUUUUUCGAUCGAAAAAAGUUGGAACUAUCAAAAAGGUUCUCUGAAGUCGUUGGAUAACGUUCUAACUGACGUUGAAAGAGCGAAAAGACAGUUUUGGCGAGAUAUGAAGAGAAUUAAAGAAGAAAUCGAGUUUUCGAGUAGCAUUUCGCUGUCAACUCCUACAAUGCAAUCUUUCGAGGUAGUCCAGCACAGAUCGAACUUGGAGCAUAAGGUGAGCUUUUUUUUCGAUAGUUUAGGGUCAAUUUGAAUGAACUUUCACGCUUGGCAGAGCUUCCCAUAAAUUGAUUAUUAACUUCAACUUCAACUUUUUUUGUUCACUAACUAAGCUGAUAGACUGAAAUAAUUCAAAACUAAUUAAAACUAAAAAUACUUUUUUUAAAUUUAAGAGCCGCAAUUAGCCUUUUAUACGGAGUUUAGAGAAGAAAUUCACUGAAAAUUAUAUAGCCAGCAGGUGAAAUUUCGCCUAAUACCUAAAAAGAUAACUGGAUAUUUUUGAGAAAUUUAAAAAAAUAUUUAUCCGGUUUUUUUCAGUCUCUAACUUCUUCUCAGUACCAGCAGCACUAUCAAAGCUCUCCUGAUUCCCAUAACCUUUCUAUUGUAAGUUUUUUAGAUCCCCGUCAAACAGAUUUAUGCUCAACUUACAUACAUAUAGAGAUAAAGAAAUCAGAAAUAAUUUUCAAAACUUAUACUUCAGUAUUGCUUUCUCCGACUAAACAUUAAAAACACCGUGGAUUUCACUGAAAAUCCUUCAGAUCCUUUUUUGCGAUUAAUCAUUUCACUUCAUCUUCAGUUCACACUUUACUAAUUCAUCGCAUUGAACUAACCUAUUUUUAUCAAUUUUCAGAGUGGGUAUGCUUUCCAAUCUUCAUUCAACAGCAACUGCACCACUAACUAUUCUUAUGUAAGCUUUUAAGCCUUAACAACUCCCAAAGUACCUAAAAAAUCCCUUCAAUUAGUUUUGUUUUUCAUUCAAGUGAAAAUUGAUCUAAUGCGAGCCUGAAAAUUGCACUUUGAAUACAAUUUACAUUCAGACUGCAAUUUCUACUAACGCUCCGAUGCACGCUUCAAAUUAUCAUAGUCAGGCUUUAAUACCUAUUGUGAGUUUUAACGCCUUUAAAAGUUUCCAUGAAGUAAAACAUACUGUUUAUUGCAUCUUCAAUGAAAGAAUACAUGUGCAAUUCAGGGUUGCACGGAAUUCCGUUACCCGUCUUCCGCUUACCCGUCUUCCGCAUACAUUUCUCUUCCUUAACCCGUGUUCCGUUUUAUGCAAAAACUUUUUUUGUUCCUUAACCCGUGUUCCGUCUUCCGAAAAAAAUUUUUUUGUUCCGUAACCCGUGUUCCUUCUUCCUUUUUUGAAAAUUUCACUUCCGCGCAACCCUGGUGCAAUCGACUUUCAUUGGUUUAACUGUGUUUAAACGUCGGUAGGAGCUGUGGCUUAGGCAGAGAAGUUGUGAAUUUCGCUCGUAGAACAUCAGGUACAAGGUCGUAGGAAGAAGUACGGUGCCGGCUUUCCAAAAGCCGUUGGCAGAGAUUGAGCAUUUUCGCUGCAUGCAGCUUCCAAUUUUAUCUACCCCGGAGGGAUGAAAGGCUUGGUCGAUCUCGGGGGGACUCGAACCUACGACCUCGCGGACGUUAGAAAUGAGUCUUUACCAGCUGAGCUAUGCCGCCCCAAGUAAAGCAUAAUCCCAGGAGUUUUCAAAUUUCCCAACAGGAAUUCCAACUCUAUUAAGACAAUUCAUUGAACUAACCUAUUUUUAUCGAUUUCCAGGGUGGUUAUGUUCUCCAAUCUACAUCCGAUUUCGCGAACCACAACCACACCACUAACCUUCCUAUUGUAAGCUUUACCUCACCAAUUACCAAAGAAACUCGCUCGAUUAAUUUCACAUGCAAGUGAAAAUUGACUACAAGCUUACCUUUUUUUGAAUUGCACUAAUUGAAUUAAUUUUACGUUCAGGCUGCAAUUUCUACUAACACUCCGAUGCACGCUUCAAAUUAUCCUAGUGAGGCUCUAAUACCUAUUGUAAGUUUCAAGCUUUCAAAACUAUCCGGAGUAGAAAAAAAUCAAUUUAAGGCUUUUUUUCAAUUUUGGGGAUUAAACCGCUUUUAAGAGGUUGAAUUUUCGAAAAAUGCGUUUUUCAGACGGGAUCUUCCUCUACAACUCAGGAUUACGCUUCAAUCCACCCAAGCCCUGUGAGUUUUUCACAUAUUCGAUUUUCAAAGAGCCAGAUCUAACAUUUAUAUAUUUUAAAGAUAUGGAAAAAAACUUCUCACAAUUUUCCAGCAGGAAACUCCACAUUCGCCUCAAUUUCAAACUCCGCCCUACCCAACUACUGAUCCUCAUCCGGCCUCACAGUUUCGAAAGAAAGAUGAAGAAGUGAAUAAGAGGGAGCUCUUGAACAAAGUGAUCGAGCAGCAAAAGGUCCAAUAGCUUCUACAUAACCUCCUGUAUUUCGAAUACUUUCAGUUUGUGGAAGAAGUCAAAAAGGAAACAGAGAGCAUGAGUAUGGCCGAUAUGAUGCGAAGAUUCGGCAUAAAGGUACAAUGUCAAAAGAAACUUUCUAAGACAUUAACUUAAUUUAUUUUUUUAGUUCAAAAUUUGGGAACUUUUUUUCGGCAAAAUUUUUUUCUGAAUUUUUUUAUAUUAACAGGUUUAAAAAGGGUCCAUGUCCACUUUAAAUGAUGAUUAUUAGACAAAGAAACAACAAAAAUUAAAAAUUAACAGAUUUUCUCCACUCACGACAUCUUGAAAUACCAAUCGCCUGAUUUUGGACUACAAGAAAUGAGUGUUCCAAAAAAUGUUCACGCAUUUCAGCCUACGGUCGAAUUUUUGAUUUAACUUUCCUGAAAUGUAUUUCAGGUCCUCUUGAUUCCAAAACAUCGAAAGAAUGCUCGCAAUAGUUCUUGCUUUUGUGAAGCUUCGAAUUUUGCAAAACACGCAAAUUAUGGCAAAAAAGAAACGCAUUUAAAGAUUUUGAAGCGUUUUAACUUAAAAACAGAACUAUUGCGAGGAAAUUUUUCCUUUUUUUCUGUAAUUAUAAGAGCAAGAUUUUUCUUGUUAGUACAACUGGGGACCAAAAAACCGUUCCCUAGUAAGAGCAAAACAGUGUAUUAAAAAAAACAUUUCAAACAAAUGAAAGUGCUCCAAAAUUUCACACGAGUUUUUGUCCUACUGUUAGGGGGCGCGAAGCCCCGCCCCUUCACGCCACCAAAAAGAUUUUUUUUUGUUGCAGAAACGGUUUUGAGGCGUUUAUACUAGCUAAAGUUCCACUUUAAAAAUAAACUGUUUCUGUUAACGUAUGUAAUCGACAACACUCUACAAGACUGAAAAACUUUUAAACUAUGUAUUUUUCAAAAAUAAGCGAAAAAGUAAGAUUUAACACAAAAACUGACAAGUUUCACAAAAAUCGUCGCGUUUCUGAAAACCAAGUGAGGAACGCUUCCGAAUUUUGAGUAUGUUAUACAUUAACAUUUUUCUUUAUUUUUUUGAAUAAAAAUUUAAAAAUCUAACGACGCGAUCGAAGCUCGUAAAGUGACACCAAACUUUGAAGCUGAAAUGCGAAAAAAAUUUUUCAGCGACAUGGUAUACUUUUUAUUUGAUUGAAUAACUAACAGUGUGUCCAAAAAUAACAAUUCAAAAUGAAAAUAAUUAUUGGGACAGCGAAUCAAAUUAUAUUUGGAUUUUACCAAAACCUCCUUUUUUUCGCCUGCCUCCUUCACGCAUGAGAGAAUAGGAUCGCGUCUAUACUUUUUGAUCAGGUUAUUAAGCGUUCAAAAACUCUAUCAAUGAAAAAAAUUAUGAAAAAUCAAACGACGCGAAAAAAAUAACGGCUUUGAAAACCUCGAAAAAAAUGGCAAUUUUUGAAAUUUUGGAAGAAUUCGUGCAAGCAUUCGUAGCUGUGUUUGCGUCAAAACACACCGAUGCGCCAUUUUAAAUGUUGCAGGAGCCGUUUUUGGAGUCAAAUUACACAUUUUCACACGUUUUAUUUCGAAGUAACAUUAUUUUUUUCACUUUUUUUCUUUUUCCAAACCAAAUGAUAAUAAUUUUUUUCUGAUUAGAAAAAAAGAAAAAAAAUAAGCUGAAAAAUUCCUUCUAACCUUUUUUUCUAAGUAGUUUUUUUGAUAUUUUUAUCAAAAAUUCUUAUGAGGAUUGUACAAAAGAUUCAUACCAAAACAUGAAGCUCAGUCCGGACAACCUCUCAGAACAGAAAACCGAUUCGAAAACGGUUCAGAAAUGCGCAAAAACAUUUAAAAAGAAAGCGUGCGGCAGCGGAUAAACCGUGAGAUUUUGCCUCCAGUUGAACGCCGCGCGCGCUAGUUUUUUGCCCAUAACUUUUUUCUUAGUGGAGCUUUUUUCUAAAACUGAACGGAUUAUGAAAAUGGACAGUCUCCUCUAUCGAACAGUGUAAAAAACAUACUUUUUGGAUCGUUUUGAAGAAAUGCGUGUAUUUUCUUCACAUUCCGUGUAUUUUCUUCACUCGAAUUGGUAGCUCUCUCAGUCGACCGAGGCUACCCUAGAGUGUACACGAAGUCCGUGCCCGAGCCCCACCAUCACCGCCGUGCCCGUACCCGCGAAACUGAGGGAUCAACUUGUGGAAGAGCGAGGAGAAGGACCGUAAGACCAUGCUUUCAAUCCAAUCGACUACACGUUUUGACUUCUUUUUCGCCAAAGGCGGUGUUAGUGCCGCUCAAAAGAGCAAUUUUUUCACCGCCUAGUCGAUUCCAUCUGACUAAAACAACCAAUAAAUAUUGUAUUGUAUAAAUGGCUUGCGGACCCUACCUACUGUUAUCUUCAAUGCGAUUUUUCUUCAAUUUUUUCUCACAAUAAAUAUCCCACAAGUUUGGGCUUAACCAAAUCUAUCGUUGAAGAUAGACGAUGAUAUUCCACCGGUUGAGCCUUCCAGAGAAGCUGUUUCUCAAGAGCCAGAGCCAAUGGACACUUCAGAACCGGUUCGUCUCCAUUCAAACUAUUACUUUUUCUUACGUUUCAGCCACCUCCAACACCUCCACAAAGUGAAAAUAAACCCCAGAAGAAGACUCUCCCGCGAUUCGAAUUUCUCAACAGACUUCCCUCAUCGGUUACAAGAUAUUUAUUUUAAAAAAUUUUGAAAUUCCAGGAGGAACCAAAAAUCUGGCAGAAACUCGAAAUUAUGCCGACAGCAAGGAAAAAGUCAAAACGUCAUCAAAACUCAGUGGUAAAUAUUCAGAAAGAUCCGAAAUUCCCAAUAAUCAAGUAUGAGCAAUGUGAAUCGCCCAUCAGACUUUUUCAGAGGAACUUCAGACCUCUCAGUAGGAGUGAAAAAAACAUUUUUUUCCAUUUUUUUCCAAUAUUUUUCCAAGCUUCUACAAACUAGUUUAGAAAAAAAUCCGCAUAUUCAGAUGGGAAAAGUCGCAAUUCACACACCGAAUUCUUGGGAAAGUCAGCCUCGCAAGGAGAAAAGCGACAUUGGUGAGUAUUGA